Molecule: messenger RNA, 4925 nt
Organism: Falco peregrinus (peregrine falcon)
Lineage: Eukaryota; Metazoa; Chordata; Aves; Falconiformes; Falconidae
Gene: TXNDC16
Product: thioredoxin domain containing 16
Exons: 20
Coding region: 575-3100 (841 amino acids)
Source: RefSeq, a predicted model, not a curated record
GGGUCUCCGUUACUGCGAGCAGGGGGUCCCCGCCUUGGGGGGUCGGCGCUAGCAGCACCCUGCUCCGGGGCCGGGCAGGGGCCUCCGGGAGGAAACAGGCAGCGUUCCUAGAGGGGUUCCUGGAGCUGGUUGCGGGGGCACCGGCGCACCCCCGACAGGCUGCGGGGAGGUGCGGGGGAGGUCCCACGGUGGUGGGUGCAGGUUGGGUCUCUGCUGGUGUGGGGAUGUCCCAAAUGUAGCUGAAAGACCGCCUGUUCCGUACGAGCAGCCGCACCUAUGGCAGUGGGGAAUGCUCAGAGGCCACAGCAGCCAGGGGAACCUUCAGAGACCCCCCAGUACUGAGAGCCCAGCUCAGGUCUCAGCGAUCCCGCCGCUGGGGGGGCACAGACCCAGCAGCUUCGUUUUGGGCAUCCCACAUUCUCCAGCUGUGCAGCCAGGCCGGGGCUGCUGGGGCCAAGGGGAGACCUGGAUGCAGGAUGCUCUCCCAGCAGCUGCGGCGGUGGGAUGAGGACUUCAGCCCGAAUGCUCGGGACACCCAGCUGUGACUCUCCCGUGCCUGUAUCUGAUAACAGCCAUGUCAGCUCAGAAGGACAGAUGGGUGUCUUCCUUCUCUUUCCUGCUCUUCUGCGUUUUCUCCGUCCCAAGGUGGGGAAGUGCAAGGCUGCUGCAGGAGCUGAGCCCCCAGCGGUAUUUCAGCAGCUUGCAAGCCGGCAGAGCAUCCCUGGCUUAUUUCAGCCAUAAUGUUUCUCCUGGUGCCCAGCCCUUCUUGGAGCAGAUUGAGAACGCAGCCGAGGCCCUCCAGGACUAUGGCAUUUCGGUGGUGAAGGUUCAUUGUCCCAAAGAAGAUGUCUCAAGAUAUUGUGGAAAGGAAAAUACACUAAGGAAAGCCUACCUGUUCAGAGGUAAUAUGCUGAUCCGAGAGUUCCCCACCGAUGCCUUGUUUGACGUGAACUCCAUUGUUGCUAACGUUUUGUUUGCCCUGCUCUUUAAUGAAGUUAAAUAUGUUGAAACACUGGCUGAACUUCAGAACAUUGAAAACGCAUUGAAAGGGAAGUUGAACAUGGUCUUUGCCUAUGUACCAGCUACUGGCACAGCAGAGCACAGAGCCGUGAUGGAGGCAGCGUUUGUCUACGGGACUGUGCACCAGUUUGUUCUGACAACUGAGGCAACACUGUUGAAAGACACUGGCAAUGAUGAGCCUGAUGUGCCGUCUGCGUGGCUGUUGUUCUGCCACUGCCAGCAGGCCACGGACCUGGCACAACCCUGCAGGAGGACAGCUAUGGGGCAGGCUCUGACAAUGCUCAACAUCCACAGACACCUCAAGCUUAUGGGAGCUCCUCUGGUGACAGAGGUUGCUGAGGACCCAGAGAAGGUUUCCACCGUUCACUUACAGCUUGGGCUACCACUUGUGUUCAUCCUUAGCCAGAAAGAGACCUACGAGGCUGACAGGAGGACAGCAGAGUUUGUGGCCUGGCGGCUCUUAGGGAAAGCAGGAGUUGCCCUUUUGUCCAGGGACCACGUAGAUUUGAACAUUCUGCUCCAGUCAAACGUCGCUCUCAAGACACCAGAUGAGGGAGUGCCAAUCAAAUACCUGGUCUUGGAAGACACUGAUGAAGUUAUAACCCUGGUGGAAGAUAAGAACAAGGUUGAACAAAUCCAGAAGGAGGAGGAGGAAGAAGAGGAAGAGGAGGAGGAAGAAGAGGAUGAAAAAGAGAAUAACAAUCAAGACAUUCAGGAUGAUCAGGUGGUGGAAGCCGUUUCCAGGGACAAGAAGCGAGAGCUGCCCCUGGAGCAGAUCGUUGUGCUGACGGAAGAGACCUUCCACUCUGCCCUCUUGGAGACUGCCCGGACUGUGGUGCUGUUCUAUGCCAGCUGGGAGGCAGUGUCCCUGGCAGUGCUGCAGUCUUACACCGAGGUAGCCGUUCACCUGAAAGGAACUCAGGGGGUUUUGCUGUCUCGGGUGAACUGCUGGGACUGGCCUGGCAUUUGCACAAAGGAGAAUGUCACUCAGUUUCCUGCCAUCAAGAUUUAUGAGAGGGGAGAGCGAUCAGUGAGGUACAACGGCAUGUGGGGAACUGAAGAACUGACCAGCUUCAUCAUGCUGAGCAGAGUUCCCUGCCCUCUGAAGCUGGCCACCAUUGAGGAAGCAGAAGGAUAUUUAAGAGGAGAGUUUCCAUCUGAGCUGUCAUCCUAUCACCACACUGUGCUUCUAGGAGUAUUUAGUCCAGCCACCAGUGAAGCCAGGGAAGCUUUCGAAGAGGCAGGAAACAUCUUAAGUGGCCAUGUGACAAUGGGGAUGUAUUUUGAAGAUGAUGCCUUGGCUUUAUCCCGUAAAUAUGCGGUGUCUCCCCCAGCUCUCCUCCUUGCCAGGAGCGGAGGUCAGAGAGUCGAGGGCAUGGCUUUGCCCAAACAGAGCAUACAGGAGAUGGUGCAGAUGAUCAGAUACAAAUUGCUGGACGCUUUUCCAGAAAUCACUGUGCAAAAUCUGCCCUGCUACCUGCAACUCGGAAAGCCCUUCCUCAUCUUGUUCAGCGAUGGUGACAUCGGUCAAAUGGAAGGCAAUGAAAUGCUGAAGCUGGCAAAAGGAAGACCCCAGCAAGAGUUUGUGGCUUGCUGGUUGAACUUGAAGAAGACUCCAGUGGGACGCGGGGUCCUGAAGGCAUACUUUGCCACCACGCCGUCGCUGCCUGUUCUUGUCUGGGUGAACCUUCAUGCUGGGGGUGAGGUAUUCAAGUUCCCAUCAGAGCAGUCCAUCACUGAAAUGAACAUCUUGUCUUGGCUGGAGAAGCUAAAAGCAGGACUGGAGAUUCCCAGCAGUACCUUGUCUGAGGAAGACUGGAAACCACCUCUCCCUGCUUACGACUUCCUUCAGAUGAUGGAGACCGCCAUGCCUGAGCUCCCCCUCCACACCUCCCAACGCCGCAGGGACAAGCCGGCACGGCACCUGCCCGAAAGCCUGGGAGGGGACACUGCUGUCCAGGAGGAGCAGUCCCAGGAGACCAAGGCAGAGAAAGUCGGGUCCCCUGGGAGGGACCUGCGGGGGACAGCCCCGAGGCUGGCAGCAAGGGAGAAGCAGGGCAAGAGGCACACUGAGCUCUGAGAGCUGGGCAUCUCCCUGCCUGGGGCAGUGAAAGAUAUGGGACAGCGCCCAGAAAACCUUGUCACUUCCCCAGCCCUCCGUGAGCCUUUACACCAGGGAGAGAAGUGCUUUUAGCUGUAAAUUAAUAGUGAAGGGGUAAAACAGCCCCUAAGCCCGAGUGUGAGCGCCUGGCUGCAGGGUGCUGGCUGUUCUGCGGUGGCUGUGGUUUCUGAUGCCAGAAACGUGUCUGCACGGCGCGUGUUGGCCCCCCAGUGCUGUUGGGGUUGCGUUUUUCAGAAAGCGGUGUGAGCAGAUCUGCAGGGAGGUUGCUGUGAAGGAGCUCAGCCCACUCUAUCACUGGGGAGAGAUGGGGUGAGCUCACCACAUGCUAGAGGCUCACCCACACAACAAACUACGCUGGAAAAGUCAAAUCAAUGCAGCCCUGCUCUACAGUUUCUGUAUGUCUCACCUAGACGCUUUGGUUGCCUCUAAUCAGGAAGGGAUGAGUGACUCCAGGUUAAAAGGCACAUUUCCCUGGGUUACAGUAGCUGCUCUACUGAUGUGUGUUGGUGAGCCCUGCUCUCAAAAAGUGGUUAUGCCUGCGCUGUAGCCACGUGGAGCUGGGAGGGCAAGUGUGCCGCCCUCUCCAGGGCUGCUUCAGCUGGCACCCACUUGUGUUCACACCUGACUUGUGAACCGAAUUUGUGAGCAAUAUCAUCCUCAGGGGUAAGAGCAGUAUCUGGUUAAAGCAGUUUUGUUACAAAGGCCAGAGCUCAGGUCAUCACAACAGCCGUGAAUAGCUGGGGCAAAAAUCUGCCAGCAAAUCCCAAGGGCAGGCAGGGUGGAAGAUGGCUUUGCUCAGUGCUGGCAUUUUCUUGGUUACAAGCCCGGGGGUUAUUUGCAGCCUCCAUUUUUCUUUGCUCUCGGUGACAGCAGCAAGGUUGGUGCCUCCUGAGCUGGAGACAGUGCAGGGAGUGAGGUCUGCAGAAAGCCCAGUGCUCUGGAAAUGAGGGGAGGGAGAUGAAGGGCAGGGCUGGUGCUGCUGGGGACAGGUCCUUCCAAGGUUGGAUGGAGCUGCUUCACAUCCAUAUCUAGAUGGGGAGAUCCAAGACCUGGCGAAGUGGCUUUCCACCCUCUGCCCAUCUCCUGGGGACAGCAGAAGGUCUGUCAUUCCUUGCUGGAGGACCUGAGCCUGCAGGCCGAUGUGGGCUGGGGCGAGCCAUGCGUUUGGAGGGAAGCUUUGUGUAAUCCCACCCAUGCCAUGACGAUCUCCCCACCCCGUUCAAUAGACAUCUGUUCCCUUUGACAGCACCGCUGGGAGGGUCAGAUCCUCCUCCUUAUGGCUCUGAAGUUACUGGGAAGGGGACAAAUAGAUGGUAAGGAACUGCUGAGAGUAUUGUGAAGGCUGUAUUUCUCGUCCUGCAAGCAGCCCACAUGGUUGGGAGUAUUUUGAAAUGCUCAGAAAUAGACGGUUAGUCCAAGGGCUCUUCUUGAAGCCCUUAAUUGAAACAGACUGAUUUUGGACUUAAUGACAGGCUUAGAGCCAAAAUGUGUGUAUUUAAAUAAGAAACUAUAGCAUGCAGAUUGGAGCCUGCCAUGCAGCUGAGUAUUCCCAAGGGAAGGAGUAGGUCAGGGCGUGAACAGAUCCUCUGUGAGUUCCCGUCAUUCCUCUGCUGUAUAAUGUCGUUACACUGCUGGGCUCUACAAGCUGUACGUUGGUCAUUUCCCAUCCUGUCCCUACCGAUGCCACUGCUGACGUUACAGCAUCGCUUUCCCACUUGAUGCAGGUGAAGUGCGAUAUUUGGGCUUGCCAUUGAUGUCUUCAAUAAACUCCGUCUCAAAUAUA